GAAUAACCUUAAUCUGUUUCAUAGCCAGCCAAAGAAAUGGCGAGUGCAACGCUUAUUGCUCUCUUCCUUCUUUCAGCCCUAACCUUCUACGCUCCUUCAACCACCGCUCAACCUGUCAAGGACUGGAAUGGUAACAUCGAUAAAAAUGGUGGCAUAUUUGGCACAUUCUAUAUAUUGCCGUCACUAUUAGGAGCCCCCGGAGGAGUUCGACUACUUGCAACAGGUAACGAACCUUUCCCUGUCUCUGUUGUGCAAUCUCCCUUCAAGGACGAUAAAGGGCUUCCAGUUACCAUUUCACGCAUACUCCAAAGCACAUAUAGCCCUGCAGGUCAAGCAGUGGCCCUUAGCUUCGACUAUACUCCUGGAGGAACCUCUCUUCUCUGGACCGCCGUUGAGGGUUUUCCUGAAGGAACCCUCGUUAAAAUUGAUGGUUAUUACCCAGAUCCACUCAAGGGUUUUUUCUAUAUCAGAGAUUCUAAAUUUGGAUUGAAGGACUCCAUUAAUCUUUCCUUCUGCAGAAGCCUCAUAGGCGUCAUCCCGGCUUGCAGUAAUGUUACUGUUGUUAAGAGUGAUGGGAACUUGCUUUUGGCUUUCACUCAGGAGGAUGCAUACGAUUUUCGUCUUGAGGAAUAUCAGCCACCAUCUGCUGAUGCUUGAAAAAUCGCACACUUUCUCCUUGUGAUAGCCGGUGAUACUAUAUGCUUUGGGUGUAAUAAACCAAUGCAUGCUAAAUAAAAUAACCGGUAUUUGGUUUUUCUAACGUUCAUAUUUGUACCUGUGCUACUAUAUGCUUUGGGCGUAAUAAACCAAUGCAUGCUAAAUAAAAUAAUCAGUAUUUGGUUUUCUUAACGU
Messenger RNA from Vigna radiata var. radiata (mung bean), 852 nucleotides. RefSeq names its product chymotrypsin inhibitor 3-like. The transcript has a single exon. Bases 37 to 657 code for a protein of 206 amino acids. The record is from RefSeq and is a predicted model, not a curated record. Lineage: Eukaryota; Viridiplantae; Streptophyta; Magnoliopsida; Fabales; Fabaceae. Gene Ontology annotation, molecular function: endopeptidase inhibitor activity.